UGACGUCGGCAAAUGCUUUGGGUUCUUCAAUUCUGCAGAGGGGCGCCCGUCCGCCCUGCCCGAGAGAAGAGCGCCUUCGAGAACAACAAGCUAGAGUACGCCGCGGAAGGCUGCGAAACACAGGGACACCGGCGAGAAUACUGUACACUGAACAAUACCAACAACUUUGGGCAGAGGAGAACAAUAAUGCGCUACUGUCAUCCCCGGGGUUAGCGUGUCCGCACAGCUUUCACCGUGACAAGGAGGAAACGGUGGCGGGUACCAUCGGCACGUUUCGUUUCGAUCCCGUCUUCCUCACUCUAGUUCGUGUUUGGACAUGUCCUCCCUAAAUGUAGACGACGAUCAGAGAUGGGUGCCUACACACGUCCAGGUGACAGUUCUGCGGGGCAGGGGGUUGCGAGCCAAGGGCAAACACGGGACCAGCGACGUCUACACCAUUAUUCAGGUGGGGAAGGAGAAGUACUCGACUUGUGUGGUGGAAAAGACCACCUCUCCCGAAUGGAAAGAGGAAUGUUCUUUCGAGUUGUUACCGGGGGUGUUGGAGGAUGGGGGACGGAGCGCAUACCCCCCGGGGAGCAGCGAUGUGAUCCUCACGGUGAUGCACCGGGCGCUUAUCGGUCUGGAUGUGUUUCUCGGACAAGCUGUGAUCCCACUGGAUAAGGCCUUUCAGGACAAUAUAUGCAUGAGAAACGAGUGGUACAAGCUCAACUCCAAGACAGGGAAGAAGGAGAAGGAGAGAGGAGACAUCCAGGUCACCAUCCAGUUCACCCGCAACAACCUGACGGCCAGCAUGUACAACCUCUCCAUCAAGGACAAGCAGCGCUCCGCCUUUGGCAAGCUGAAGGACCGCAUGAGGGGCAAGAAGAGGAGCAGCGAGGAGGACUCCUCCUCCGCCGCCCUGCCCGCGGGCUACGGGACGCUGCGGACGCGUCUGCCCAGCGACGGCGGCGGCGAGGAGGAGUACGAGGACGACGAGGGAGGCGAGGGGCGCCGCAGCAAGAUGAGGAACUUCUUCCUGAGGGGGAAGCUGCGGAAGUCGUCGGACACGCGCUCCAGCACGUCGCUGGGCUCGGAGAGCAGCGAGUCGUCGUCACGCGGUGGCAGCCUCAGCCCCACGGCAGGCAUCAGCGUGGUGGUGUCAGACCUGUCUAACUCGCCCAGCAACAGCAGCAACCUGACCGACAACAGCCCUGAGCACACGGCCGGUACUUCGCCCCAGCUGUCGCCACACAAGUGCGACCUCAGCCAGGAGACCGGCGAGAUCUCCUUCCCCGUGCCGCCGCCGCCCGUCAACGGAAACCACGUGUACGACAGCCAAUCCCAGGUGGCGGUCUCGGAGGAAGGCUCCGUGUCUCUGCGGCCGCUGCAGAAGUCUCUUCCACUGUCUGUGUCGCUGCAGAACCUGCGUGCCCGGGCCGAGGCGCCGGGCGGGGGGCGGGCGGCGGAUGGCCGGCGCUGGUCGUUUGACAAGGCGGGCGAUGAAGAGAAGGCGGCCAUAGCAGCGGCGCUGGAGCUGGCGGGCGUGGCGCUGGGGGAGGAGGAGCGGCUCCUGGAGCGGGUUGCCGCCACCACCCUCGCCGCCGUGGAGGCCGACAGCCAGGGCAGGAAGCAGGGGAGGAACGUGUUCGCUCACAGGAGGGAGGAGUCUGCGGGAGAACAGAGCCGGGACGAGUCGGAGCAGGCCCGCGGCCCUGCCGAGGAGAAGCAGAAAGGCUGGUUCGGAUCAAAGGACUCCCACAGCAAACCCAGCCUGAUGGUGUCCACUAAACUAGAGCCCAGCUCAGAGUCCCCCACCACCCCACACCCUCCUGCCCCCUUGCUAACUCCUUCCUCUGUCUCCCUGGGGACCCUACGUCACACUAACCCCUUCUGCCCCUCACAGAGCCCCCCCACCCCCAUGUCCCCCUCCAACCCCUUCCUCCCCCUCCUGCAGUGUAACCCUUUCUACGAGGACAUUCUGGCUGACAAGGCUAUAAAUCCGGCUCUGCCCCCUCUGCCUUACCCCUCCAGCUCUACCCCUCGCCCCCCCCCACCGCCCCCCUCCUCCAGCCCCAGUAACCCUAACCCCACCCUGCUCGGAGAACGUCCCCUCACAGAGGGGCACUGCGGGAAGGAAGCUAGCGUCACAGUCAGGAAACGACCCCUCCCGCCGAUCCCGUCCGAGGACAACAACCUGACCGUCCAGAGAUCGUCCAAUCCCUUCUCCCCGUCUGGCAGGGCUGCGGUGGGACAGGAAGUCGUGUGGGACGACUCCUUCGAAGCUUUCGCUGCGAACAGGUUGAAGUCUCCAGAGGAAGCUGACAGGCACUGCGGCCCACAGGACACGGCGGGGACGCACACAACUCACCCUCUGCUGGACGCAGCGGCUGGACCCUGGACUAGAGACAGUCACACGCAUCACUCGCAUCUGAAUGUAAACUCUGCUCUCCACCCCUCCCCUACUGCCGGUGCCACUCUGAUGGCAUCCACAUCCUCCUCCUCACCUGAGGGAAACACCAAUCACAUGAAGCUCCUGCACACACAACAACAUGACAUGUCAGCUCACCUUAGCCCAGCCCAGAACGGCCUUGAAGCACACCUUGAUGGGUCAAAGACCACUAAUCCUGCUGCUACCUCACCUGAGCUGAUGUCAGGGUGUGAGACCAAGCAUAUUAUCCUCACUGCCAACACUGUUGAGAUGUCCACUAACGCACAUGAACAUCCCAACACACACCCAUCAUUCAGCUCCCCAAGCCCACGUGCAGGCCUGGAGUUGGAGCACAUAAAGGUCACCUCCAGCCCUGGUCCUGUAGGAGUAGACAGGCUGGUGGAGGAGGAGGUCACCUCCAGCCCUGGUCCUGUAGGAGUAGACAGGCUGGUGGAGGAGGAGGAGGAAAUCACCUCCAGCCCUGGUCCUGUAGGAGUAGACAGGCUGGUGGAGGAGGAGGUCAUCCCCAGCCCUGGUCCUGUAGGAGUAGACAGGCUGGUGGAGGAGGAGAUCACCUCCAGCCCUGGUCCUGUAGGAGUAGAUCCCACAUCUUCUGAGACAGGCUCUACAGCCCCAGUCUCCUUCGAGCCAAGGCUGGGGGUUCCAUCUCCACAGAGGCCUGGAGAGAAGAGAGAGAAGAACCCUAACCUAGAAAUGAAAGAUUCAGUUGCUGGUUCUGCAGAGGAUGCUAAGCUUUCCAUCUCCGUCACAACGGACGAUGUUGAGGCAAACGCUUCCGUUUCAGAUGAUGACCACUCUUUGACCACACCCUUGUUUUAUAUCAUGACCUCCUCCCCUGGCGACGGUGGCCCUCUGAAGUCAUCUCCUCUCAGCAUGGCCUCAGGGAUGCCCAGCGUUAUCCAGGGUCCUCCCAAACCAGCCAGGCUCUUCAGCAACUCCCUCAACACCAGCCAGAUAAGAACCAGUCCUAGCCAAGGCUUCGAUGGCGUGCUGUUAAACCCCAGAGUGCUUGACCUGAGCCCUGGCACUCCCAACAUUCUGUACGAGAGUGCUGACUCACAGCAGUACCAGUCCUGCCACUCCCAGCAGUCCUCCAGGGCCUCUAGCCUCUCAGGUGAGGGACACAGGAUGGAGACGCUUCCCCCAACACUCCCCUCCCAGAGUGGGGAGGAAGUUGACUGCGAGGUGGGGGCUUUGUCUUGGCCUGUUACUGGCUGCAAGAACACAGUUCCCUGGGAGCUGGAGGAAGAGGAGGAGCAGUCUGAGGGUUGUAGGGUGUCUGGUAACGUUCACAUCCAAUCGGAAGCAUCCAGUCUUGUCAGGAUGAGUGCGGAUGAGGAGAGAGACGCAGCUCUCCAACCACGUUUCCUGCUCGAGGACUGCCUUUCGGAACCUCAUCUAGAAACGCACUCCGGAGCACCCAGCGACGGGAGCCGCUCACCGCCCGGGGCUGAGAAGGAAGGAGGAAGGGGGACCCAGGCUGUCGGGUCAGGUGACCAGUGUUCAGAACACUCUCCUCUUCAGCCCGGGGCGCUCCAUCGCUCCCUCUCCGAGGGCACGGUCACGGCUGGUCUCCAGGAUCUGUCAUCCUCGUUCGGUAGCGACCCCGGCGUGAACCUGGACACCUCCUCUGUCCGACCUGACCCCUCCCUUCCUGCCUCUCCCAACCCCUGUCCUCUAACCGCCAGUAGCUCCACCUCAGCUCCUCCCUCCCUCCCUGUCCCUGCCACGCUGAGGUCAUCAGUCAGCCUGGCCCUGCCCACUGCCUGUGUCCCCGCUGCGAUUGGUGCACCGCAUGCUGCCAUGCUGCCCCCGGACACACAGCAGGCAGCCAAUCAGGAGAACAGCCCCCAUGCUGUGAAGCCCCUGAGCGUGCCGGCGGAGGAGAAAGGCCGCUCGGCGUUGGCCAGCGGCCUGGAGAAGCUUCGAUCCACCAUCCACCCGGGGAGGAGCGGACAGCUGGCCGGGCCGGAGCCAGAGAGGAGGAAGUCGCUGACAGAAGGGGCGGGGUCCUACUACCACCUGACCCACAGCGAGCUGGUGUCGCUGCUGCUGCGGCGGGAGGCGGAUCUUGAGAGGCAGAGGGCGGAGUUUGAGCGCCAGGGCACCCUGCUGGGGCGGAGGGAGGCGGAGCUGCGCCGGCUGAAGCCCCAGGUGAGAGACCUGGAGGACUACAUCGACACGCUGCUGGUCCGCAUCAUGGAGCAGACACCCACCCUGCUGCAAGUACGCACCAAGCUCAAGUGACCCUGGGCCGAGGACGGCACGGCGCCCCUGCACCCGCCGACUCCGACACCCCCACCGCGCCCAACGCCCAACAAUCACACACACACAAACACGGCUGUCUAGUCUUUUCACUGCUGUGCUGUCCUUUUUGAUCUAGAGAUUCCAGCAAUGAGAAAUGUGUCUUUGUGUUGGCAUGCUUUCCUGUGCUGGAACACGUCCGUGCUGAGUGGGUGGGUGGGUGGGUGGGGGAGUGGGUCCUCAGGUUGCUUCAGGUCAAAGCAGUUGGUGUUCAGCUGAAAGAGUUGGCUCAAGCGGCUUAAACAAAAAUCCUGAAUCCUCUUUGCGAUACUUAUGAUUGUAAAAACGAAUCACUUUGUCACAACUGUAAAGACAAACAAACGUUCCGUCGUGAGCAGCAACCGUUGAGUAGCUACAAACCAAAUGAAUGUUCUCCUCACGUCACUUGCAGUGGUGAAGGAAACGAUCCUGGGGGGCAGCAAGAUCCAGAAAGUGUUCUUAGCCAGCAAGCGAAUAGUUCGACUGUUGAUGCACGAAAGGUGUGCGUUUAUAUAUGUAUUUUUGGGCUUGUUUUCUUUUACGUCUUCCGACGGGCAUGCCUUGAUGACACGCCGCUGCCAGUCGUGCAGGCUCUGCUGGGGAGCUCACGCAGGGUUGGUUUUGCCACGACGACGACCCCCCGUGUCACAUCACCGUGUUGGGUCGGGGUUCAGCCUCUCCCAGCCCCCGCUUCUGCCUUGUGCUGUUUCUGAAGAACAUGCUCACAAACACGCUGGUACUAGACACCAUGUCUGUCACACCUGCCCCCCCCUCCUCUACCGGUCACCCCCGACUCCCUAACUGCCCCCUCUACCUCUCCCCCCCCCAACCCUACCUGCCACCGCCCCCCAACAUCUCCCUAAUGCUUCAGCUCAGGCACGCAUACUGCUUAGUGCUUUCAGGUGUGUUACAAAAGGGAUAUAUACCGUGUAUCUACAGCAUAUAUGUCGUACUGAAAUGCCAAACGCUGCCUUAUUUUGGGUUUUUGGUCAAUGUGAAUAGUUUUGUUUCAUUACAGCACUUCAUUGAAUGACGCAUCUUACUCCUGUGUCUGGGGGCUGCGUAUUUGUGAGAUGCUUUCUCAUUAUAUUAUUUUGAUAACUGCACCAAGUUCAGUGGUAAACAUACCAAUAGAAAAUGGGCUGAAAAUUCCUGUUAAAAAAUCCCAAGCCAAGCCUUGAAGAGUGUGGAGCAGACAUCCAGAGUCACUGUUCAGUAUUCAGAUAGGGAGUCACUGUCACAGCUUCUAGAUGUGUCCUUGCACCGCUCUACUGCAGCUCUGUUUGUGUCAGCAGAGCCGGAUUUCCCUGCCUGGUUGACAGCCUGGUUUAACAGCUGGGUUGACAGCCUGGUUUAACAGCUUGGUUGACAGCCUGGUUUAACAGCUGGGUUGACAGCCUGGGUUGACAGCACUGUCCACUGCUAUAAGACUGAGGGCGAAAUACAGAUUCUAAAACUUACAGCAAACAGAGUGAAAUGCCUCAUCUCAACGCUGCUGUCCAGUUGCAUCAUUGCGUGCUUAGUCGAUUAGAAAGACGUGCUAGAUGUGACUCGGAGCCAUGUCCUCCAUGUGUAGCUUGACUUCAGUAACUGACUGUAUUCUGUCUCGAUUGUGUAGCUGAAGGAUUGUGCUCAAAGGUUGGAAAGUUUACAAUUCGUAAUGCAAUUCUGUUUCACAAAUUUUGUAUAUUUAAUAAAGAAUAUUUUGUGUUUCUUGCUCA
This is a messenger RNA of Osmerus eperlanus (European smelt), 6432 nucleotides long. It is a transcript of the gene rab11fip5a, whose product is annotated as RAB11 family interacting protein 5a (class I). Lineage: Eukaryota; Metazoa; Chordata; Actinopteri; Osmeriformes; Osmeridae. The transcript has 6 exons. Gene Ontology annotation, molecular function: small GTPase binding. The coding region runs from base 317 to 4675 and encodes 1452 amino acids. Gene Ontology annotation, cellular component: mitochondrion; early endosome; secretory granule. Gene Ontology annotation, biological process: regulated exocytosis. The record is from RefSeq and is a predicted model, not a curated record.